This is a messenger RNA of Diprion similis, 6935 nucleotides long. It is a transcript of the gene Nup98-96, whose product is annotated as nuclear pore complex protein Nup98-Nup96. Gene Ontology annotation, cellular component: nuclear pore cytoplasmic filaments; nuclear pore. The transcript has 30 exons. Gene Ontology annotation, molecular function: structural constituent of nuclear pore. Gene Ontology annotation, biological process: post-transcriptional tethering of RNA polymerase II gene DNA at nuclear periphery; protein import into nucleus; RNA export from nucleus. NCBI's taxonomy places the organism in Eukaryota, Metazoa, Arthropoda, Insecta, Hymenoptera, Diprionidae. Bases 229 to 5859 code for a protein of 1876 amino acids. The record is from RefSeq and is a predicted model, not a curated record.
CGCCCGCAGCCCGCAACGCAGGCCACCGUAAACCCGUAACAACACAUGCCUAUAGUUUCGAAAAAUCGGCUAUUAAUGCGAUUUUCUGUGUUGUGGCAGUGUGCUUAUUGCAAAUCUUGUUAUUUUAAUGAUACUUAAAUUUUUGUAAUUACUCCGAAUAAUUAGCAAAGUGCGAUACGUCAGAACCAAAGCUGCAGAUAGUCCUUGUGCCAAUUACCGGCAUUAAAAAUGUUUGGACAACCUGGUAAUACUUCAUUCGGAGGGUUUGGUGCAGGGACCCAGAGUAGCCCAUUUAGUCAAUCUCCAUUUGGAAAACCCAUCACAACAACGAGUUUUGGUGGUACAGCAGCACCAGUGUUUGGCAGUACCAACAAUUCUCUGUUCGGCUCAAAACCUGCGGGAGCGACAACAGGCGGACUAUUUGGCAACACGGCAGCAACACCUGCCUUUGGACAACCAGCCACCAGUCAGUCGUCAUUUGGAGGAUUCAGUAGCCCAAAUACGAAUACUGGUCUGUUUGGUAAUCAGCAAAAUGCAAACACAAGUCUGUUUGGAGCAAGCAAUCCUACCCCUGCUUUUGGUCAAGGAACAAAACCAGCAGGGUUUGGCUUUGGGAGUUCGGCUGGAACAGGUUUAUUUGGACAAACACAGCAACCUGCCCAACAAACUGCACCGUCCCUUUUUGCACCAUCCAAUACAGCUGCAAAUACCAGCUUAUUUGGAGCUACAACUGGAUUUGCUGGAAAUAAUACUGCAGGUGGGAUGACUGGUACAGUGGUGAAAUUUAACCCUGUUACUGGUAAUGAUACAAUGAUAAAAAAUGGUGUUACCCAAACCAUGUCAACUCGACACUAUUGCAUUACCUGUAUGAAGGAAUACGAAGGAAAAUCUCUGGAGGAACUGCGUUUGGAAGACUACACCGCAGGUCGUAAGGGACAAGUUCAAGGAACACAAACCACCGGACUGUUUGGGUCAGCAGCCCAACCUUCACUAUUUUCUAACACAGGUGUUAACACAAGUACAGCUAGUACAGGUUUUGGGGCAACAACAACUGGUUUUGGAGGAACAAGUCAGCCCACAGCAAACACUGGAUUAUUUGGAAAACCGAUAGCAGGUUUUGGAGCUACAGCCACCACAAGUAGUGCUUUUCCUUUCAACUCAACUACAACUACGUCUAAUCCAUUUGGUGCAAAUGCACAAGCUAAACCCUUUGGGGCUGCAGCUCCUACACCACUUUUUGGCUCUGCCAAUACAAGUCAGACAGCUACUACCGGAUUUGGUACUAACAAUACGACUGCAUUUGGUUCUUUCGGCGCUGUACAACCUAAUCAGAGUAUUGGACUCUUCAAUCAAAAUAAACCUGCCUUCAAUAUGCCUGCAUCCACAGCUAGUACCGGCUUUGGCGGAUUUGGACAAAAUACUGCGACAAAUACUAGUGGGGGUUUAUUUGGUGUAAAACCAACUGGUACAACAGCCUUUGGCACUGCGCCUUCAUUUGGUGCUACUCCUGCUCCAGCUUUUGGAACUGGUACAGGUUUUGGUCCAACACAAAAUACAGGAACAUCAUUAUUUAACUCAUCCUUCAAACCUGCAGGACAACCUGGAUUCUCAUUUGGUGCUACGCCUUCGACAUCUACUGGACUUGGAGUCAGUUCUGGUCUGAAUCUUGGUACUGGGUCUUUACUCUUCGGACAACCAAAACCUGGCGGUCUCUUUAGUACUCCAGGAACCAAUACAAACUUCAACACUACUAGCAACUUUGGACUAGGGAGUAAUUUUGGAGCGAACAACAAUACUAUGGGGUCUGGAUUGGGGAUGAUGGGAGGAGGAAUGGGCGUCAAUCCAGCACAACAAAAUUCUGGAGCUAAUCAAGUCCAUCAACAAAUAUUAGCAUUGGUCUCAGCACCAUUUGGCGAUUCGCCGUUACUCAAAAACUUACUACCGGCCUCGGGUAAAACAGAAGACCUUUUAAAGCCGACAAAUGCAACCACUCGAGCUUUGAACAGUCCACAGUAUAAGAUAACUACUAACAAUAGUUCCCCUAAAGUAAAGGCAAGAGCUGUAACGAACGCUCAACUCUCUAAGAAAUCACUAUUCGAAGGCUUAGAAGAAGAAGAUCCAGCAUUACAAGAAGCUUUUCAACCUCGAGCUAAUGCAAAACGGCUUGUAUUGCGUCCAAAACGUAUAAGUACUGCCGACACGCAAUCGCCAGAUCGAGUUAUAACUUCGCCCACCGUUACAGACUCAGUAAGGGUGAAGAGAGAUGCGUUAGAAAGUGGGAGUAAAGAAAAUCAUCAGCAAGAUGAUAUUCGGCGUCCUGAUGACAGAAGAUCUUCUACAUCAUGGUUGAAAUCAAGUUUACAAAGGCCGUCAAAAUUACCAGAAGAUGAAUUUGAAGGACAGCCAAUGCUAUUCCGAGGAUCAGAUAUCCUAGAAGAAGGUCUUGAUAACACUGUUGCAGAGUUGAGGCCUCAAAACAAACCUCAAAGCUUACCUCAAUCACCAAGGUUACUUUCAGCUGGCGACUCAGCUGUAAAUUCUCCAUCCAACAUCGACAGGAGCACAUUGAACUCUUCGAACAGCUCCGAUACAAGUGAUGAACAAGAUGAAACUGCAGCCAUUUCCCAAACAGAGCAGGAACCAAAUGCAGCUUGCAUUACAUUGCGGCGUGCUGGUUAUUAUACAAUCCCACCACUUGACAAACUUGAAGAAUAUGUUUGCGGAGAUACUUGUGUCGUGCCUAAUUUCACAGUGGGUCGUAAAGGAUACGGCAAUGUCUAUUUCCCAGACCUGAUUGACAUUUACGGCCUAAAUCUAGAUGAAAUCGUUCACUUUCGAAACAAGGAAGUUAUUAUUUACCCUGACGAUGAUCAGAAGCCACCUAUGGGCCAAGGAUUGAAUCGUAGAGCACAAGUAACCCUCGAUCGUGUCUGGCCACACGAUAAGACUCUUCAUGAACCUAUAACCGACCCUGAACGUUUAUUGGCUAUGAAUUACGAAGGAAAACUUCGCAGAGUUUCAGCAAAACACGAUACCAGAUUUCUAGAAUAUCGUCCAGAAACUGGGUCAUGGGUUUUUAAGGUCGAUCACUUCUCGAAAUAUGGGCUCAGUGAUUCCGAUGAAGAAGAUGAAGAUAUUCCCGCAAAUGCUGAUCUUAAGAAGCUUAAAGCUAUCACGAAACCAAAAGUAAAUGCAACAGGACCAGUCGAUAAGCAACUAGUUCCUCCAGUAACCGAUGCAAGACUACAAAAAAAGUACAGCUUCCUUAAACUCACGAGUCAGGAGGCUCAAGAUUCGACCCUGAGUUUUCAAUCAGAUACUCUAAAUGAUACUGACCUGACAAUGAAUGAAUUUUAUUCGAAUGAUCAGGAGAAGGAUCGAUCAUUAGCACUCAGUCCAUCUGCCAUUUUUGCACACGUCAGAGGAACAGAUAGCCACAAACUUCAAUUAAUGAAGGCCAGUUUUUUUGAUACAGAUGACGAAGAUAUUGAUGAUGGCACCUACAAGGCCCAAUUAAACUUCCCUGCAAAAAGUUCAACAAAAAUAAUUCCAAGCACAGAAACCAUGGAGGCGAUGGAAGAUGAUCAAAUGGUUCCUUCCGGCCACAUACCUACAUUAAGAUCGAAUUUCACUAUGCAGCAAGACAAUUCAUUUCUGGCUAAAGAGCCUCGAAUUGCGAAAGACAAAAAACUUGCAGAGGUAACUGACAUUUCUCAUGUAAAAACUUCAGGACUAAUAAUGCAAGCUUUCCCUCCUCCCAUUGUGAAGCCAGUCACAGUUGUCCUUCAAUUCUCUUCAGAAGUUUUACCACUCAAGGAAUCUUUUGUUGGAAAAUUAAAUGCUCGUUGUGUAGCUGAUGCUGGUAUCCAAAUGGGUCGUUCUUUUCGGGUAGGCUGGGGACCCGAUUUGACACUAGUUUCUCUAAGUACACAAAAACAGGCUGCAAUUGUUCCACUACAUGGUAAAUUUAGUGAUCUUGGAUCCUACGUGUCAGGCCGUUUAUUUAAUGAUACAACGUCAAGCAUCGUACAAAGAUUGCAGAUUGUCGGAGGUGGCGGCUGUGAUGCGGAACACAUUGAAACUUUCAAGGAAAGUAUAGUUGGACACCUUCGUAUACAACUGAACCAUUGUAUUCUUGGUCAUGAGGGAGAUUGCCCAGUAGUAGGUGCUGGUGCAGGACCAGCAACGUUGCAUGCUCAUUGCAGUCUUGCUCAAGAAUUGGCUGAUUUGCCAAAUUCAGAUCCUUUGGCAUCUUACACAAGUCAUGUGUGGAAUCUGGGUGUGGCACUUUGGGGAAAUUUGCCAGAUAUACAAUCAGAAAGUGAUGAAACGAAACACCAGAAUGUGAUGGUGAGGCGAGAAGCACUCAGUGAAUGGCUAGAGAAUGUGAUAACGGAAACAGUACUAAAAGAAACACCAGAAGACGAUCCAUUUGAUAAAACAAUCCUGUCACUGCUUUCAGCACACAAACUCGAAGAUGCUUGUAAAAUCGCACGAGAAGUGGGUGAUCACUGUUUGGCACUUCUGAUGGCCCAACUUGGAGGGCCACCGAGUGUAAGAGAACUGAUCAAGCAACAACUAGCUAUGUGGCAAUACACUGAAGUCGAUACAGAGCUUUCGCCCGAUAAACUGAAGCUAUUCAUGCUUGUAGCUGGAGAACCUCUUAUUUCUGUAAAAAAUGGAUAUGUCAAUGCUUGCGAAGAUCUAGGAUGGAAGCAAGCAUUAGGCUUUCAUUUGUGGUACGUGUGUCCUCCUACUGCAUCUGUCACCGACGCAGUGAGUCUUUAUGAAUCUGCUUUUGAUGCAUCUGAAACUGAGUCUUAUGCUUCGGCGCCAAGCCCAGAGUACCAAGAGGAGGAUUACGAGGCUGAAAUAAGUAGUGGAAAAAAAGUGCGAGACCUGUGCUUCCACUUACUAAAAUUGUACUGCUCCGGUAACCAUCCGCUUGAAAAGAUACUGAAUCCGUUAACUCACACGGCAGAUCCACUAGAUUACAGACUAAGCUGGUUGAUACAACAAGUACUUGUCGCGCUUGGUUAUUCUCAUUUAUCUUUGCACGUUGCUGCAUUAACACACAUUAACUUUGCUGCCCAAUUGGAAACGUAUGGGCUUUGGCAUUGGGCUAUAUUCGUUGUGCUACACCUGGAGGAUACGGGCAGACGGCGAUCAGCAAUAGUUGAUCUUCUAUCACGUCACGUUGAACUGGAUGAAAGGCCAGAUUACAUGAAACGAGAAGAAUUCUUGAGAGAGGAGCUUGGCAUACCUUCAAUGUGGAUUAACAAAGCUAAAGCCAUAAAAGCUCGAGCAAUGAAACGAUAUGGCGAAGCUGCUUGGUAUCUUAUUCAUGGUGAACAAUGGAAUGAUGCUCAUGAACUUAUAAUAGAACACCUAGCUGCUGAUGCAAUAAUAAAUGAAAACCUGGAAUAUUUGAAUUCGUUGUUAAGCCCGUUAGUACCAACUGAAUGCAGCAGUACGAUAAAUGGAUGGGCACACCGUGGUCAACUACUUUGGGAUUAUAUGUUAAUCAAUGAAGAAAUCGAAGCAUUGCUAGCUGGAAACUCAGACAGGACCAGCAUUGGAUACAAACUUGAAUUAUUGCAGCCACAAUUGAGUCUUUUGUGUGCAAAAAUAAAUCAAUUUCCUUGCCCAACGGCCAAGCAUAGGUUAUGCCAAGCAGAGAUUGCAAAAAGAACCGCACAUUUGGCCAGAAGCUUGGUAUUAUUACAAUCAAACGGGAAAAAUUCAACUUCCAAGAUUCUAGCACAUUUGGUUACACAGUUACCCCUACCGGAAGACUAUGCUCAGCAAGAGCUACGUCACAUUGUAAAUUUGUAUGUUAAUGAGAUAGGAGCCCGUUAGGUUAUAAAAAUGACGUUUGUAUGGUAUAGUAUGUAUAUUUUCUUUUUCAAACCUGUUUAAAGGUAAUUUUCCGUUGUAUUUAAAUAAGGAUCCAAGAUCGAUGUGAAAUUAGCUAUUUCGUGGUUGAAACUUAGGUAGAACGGUUUUAUUUUCUGGAAAGAUCCUGAACUUUCUGGUGUUUCACGUUUUCAGCCAAUUUUGUUUUCUCAUAUGUCUCCGUUUUCUUUCUGUGUUUCACCCGAUAAUUUAUGUGUAUGUAAAAUCAAUUUUCCUGACGUUUCUGAUCACUCUAAAAAUAUAAAAUGUAGCACUUAAUAAGUAUAGUGAAUCUAUUUUCAUAAAUUUUCCAUUUCAAUUUAUAUUACGACGAUUUCACACGUUUCUAAACAGCAAACUGUAUCUUGAUAGCAGUAUAGCAUAAACUACAAGCGCUUGAAUACGAAUACCUUGUUCUUACUUGGGUAUGAUAGAUAAUCUGAUAAAAUUAGCUCAACUUUAUAAUCAUGUAAAUCUAAGUAAGAUUACUGAAUCAAUAGACGCAUUCAAGGUGUGAAAGAAAACAAACAUUCCUCGCUAAUUAAACACGUACAAUGAACAGAUAAUUCUUAGUAAUUCAUCUACUUAUAGUGCGACAAUGAGCAUAGCUCUAUUGUAUCUGAAACGAAUUAGUCAACUAUUCAUUUUCUUACAUUUAGAAAUAGGAUUGGCUAUUAUUUUAAUUUCAUUUUUUUUCAUUAUCGUUAAAUUUUGUGAACCAUAGAUUUUCCAUUCUUUCCCACCUUUCGUGUACCAAAAUUUCAUGUUUUCAUAAUCCUAGCAUAGAUAUAACAUCAUCUUAAUUAUAUUUUAAUUCGUUUUGAUAGAUUAUCAUUUUCAUUUAAAGUUAACUAGUUAUUAAGGUAAAUCAUAAUUGAAUUUAUAAAAUAUAAAUGUACCUUGCUUUCAACAUCCCUAGUACUUCAGUAUUUCACCAAAUUAGUAACCUAUGUCAAGGUGAAUAGAUUAUUAAAUAACGCGUCCAUAACUUUGAAUUAUAAUCGAUUGUAUCAGUUACAUUUUUCCGUACUGAUAUGUAU